Messenger RNA from Desarmillaria tabescens, 1320 nucleotides. RefSeq lists its product as uncharacterized. Gene Ontology annotation, cellular component: membrane. The record is from RefSeq and is a predicted model, not a curated record. NCBI's taxonomy places the organism in Eukaryota, Fungi, Basidiomycota, Agaricomycetes, Agaricales, Physalacriaceae. The transcript is spliced from 9 exons. The coding region runs from base 1 to 1320 and encodes 439 amino acids.
AUGCAUUCAGCAGCCUCUACACGAGCUCCUUCCAUCCAAAAUGAGGACGCCCCGACGAUGUAUUCGUCCCAGUUCACGGACGGGUCUGCUUCGAUGAGAGCGUCACGGUUCAUGUACAUGAAGGUCGUGGCCGUUGGGACGCUGGCUGUGACUAUCGUGAUGUUUUGCGUCUUUUCAAUAUAUUGGGGCGCUCUGUGGAAGAUCCCAGCGCAUAAUUUACAGGGAUGGGUUGUGGACUUUGAUGGGUCGACGGUGGGAAACGCGGUUGUUCAAGGUCUUCUGUCUUCGUCUUCAAAGGUGUCUUGGACGGAACGGCCAUCGAGUGACUUUUCCGGCAGUGCAGGAGAGGUCGCUGAUCUCGUCGUCGAUCAGAAGACAUGGAUCGCUGUUGUUAUCAACUCCAACGCGACAAUGGCUCUACAAUCAGCAUUAUCAACAGUCAAUUCUUCAUAUGACGGUACGGAAGCUAUCACAGUCUAUGCUGUCGAAGCGCGGAACGAGAAUGCUUAUCGCUCUCUAAUCCGCCCAUCCGUACAAACUUCGCUCGCUGUCAUCACUCAAAGCUUUGCCCAGUCUUUUCUUAAGCAAGCCGGGUCGUCGUCGCCCGACGCUUUGGCUUCAAUAUCCACUGCAGCGCCACAAAUCUUAACGGAGCCUAUCAGCUACAUCCUCAACAAUUUGCGGCCUUUCGACAUACCAGUAGCUAGUGCCGUCACCUUUGUUGGGCUCAUCUACGUACUCGUAUUGUCGUUCUUCAUCGUGAACUUUUGCUCCGUCGCUCGUCAACAAUCUGGUCUAGAAACAGCGUUGACGACAGGCUCCCUCAUUAGAGUCAGAUUGGUCUCGAGUUUCAUCGCCUACUUUGCCCUAUCAUUGUUCUACUCCCUAUUGAGUCUGGCUUUCCAAGUAGACUUCUCCAGAGUACUGGGACACUCUGGAUUCCUCGUUUUCUGGAUGGCUAAUUACGUCGGCAUGUUAGCUGUGGGGUUGGCACUCGAGGCAAUGGUAACAGUUAUGACGCUGAGAUUCGUCCCGUUCUUCAUGAUAUUCUGGAUUAUUGUCAACGUUGCAGUGUGCUUCCUGCCUAUCGACGUCCUUCCGCAUAUAUACCGCUACGGAUACGCAUUUCCCUUCUACAAUCUGUCCGGCGCUGUGAGAACUAUCAUCUUCGGGACGAAGAACGAACUUGGCAUGCAUUUUGGUGUUCUAAUAGCAUGGGUGGCGGUUUCCAUGAUCACUCUCCCACUGUUCCAGUGGUUCAUGCGAAGAAAGCCGAUGGCCGAGUCACAGCAAACGCAGGCAAUAGUGGAGAAAGCGUAG